Messenger RNA from Penicillium macrosclerotiorum, 960 nucleotides. RefSeq lists its product as uncharacterized. Lineage: Eukaryota; Fungi; Ascomycota; Eurotiomycetes; Eurotiales; Aspergillaceae. Bases 1 to 960 code for a protein of 319 amino acids. The transcript has a single exon. The record is from RefSeq and is a predicted model, not a curated record.
AUGCACUUCUCCGUGGCCGCUGCCCUCCUCGCCUUCUCGUCGAUCAGUGUGACCUACGCUGCCCCCGUCGCGAACUCUGAGAAUGAUAUUGUCCGUCGCACAGCCGAUUAUCAAGUCGUCAACGUCGAUGGAGAAGAGCCCAGUUCCGCCGCCCCCGAAGUUCAGACUGUCACUGCAACAAUCAAGUCCGAGGCUACAGUUGCCGGGGCCACAGCUGAGGUCUUGACUGUCACCGUCACUGCUACUCCCUCUAGCACCCCAAUUUCAUCAGCCGUCCCAAGCGGGCCCCCUCGCUCCCAUGUUCCUCCUCCCCCGGGCGGGUCGUUCUUCCCUAAUCCGGAUUCCAAGAGCUUCUUUCGUCGUGGGCUGAGGGCUGCUGGUGACCCGCUCCAGUUUGCACGCAGCUACACCCCAUCUCCGAGCGGCCCGGGACCCGUUUCUGCGACUCCUUUGGCUGCUCGUAAUUUUGAAGGCUGGUACUCUUCUCCCAUUGUCACGCCAUCCGCCAGUGCUGCUCCUUCUAUUCCUUUGGUUGCUCGGCAAUUCGGUUCUCAGAGCCUCGCCACGGUACUGCCCUCGUCUGCCAGCUCCAUCCCGGCUGGCUUUUCUAUCCCUAUGGUCGCUCGUGGCUUCUACGACGCUUCUUCGAUUGCGACUCCCUCUGCCACUGCCAGUCCUUCUGCUUCUUUGAUUGCUCGCCAAUUCGGUAACCGGAAGCCCGGCGCGGAGCUGCCCUCAUCUCCCAGCUCUAGCUUCGCUGGCUCCCCCACCCCUGUCAUCGCUCGUGACUUCUAUGAGGCUUCUUCCAGUGCGCCAUACCCCAGCCUGAGUAGCCCAGCUGGGCCUACCCCUCUUGUUGCACGCCAAUUCGGCAACCAGUACCAACCGGGUGCUUCGGGUUCGACUACACCUUCCGCUAGCUUCAGCCCUUCUCCCUCCGUUUCUUCUAUUCCUUACUAG